This is a messenger RNA of Mus pahari (shrew mouse), 2001 nucleotides long. RefSeq names its product stimulated by retinoic acid 6 (gene Stra6). Gene Ontology annotation, biological process: vitamin A import into cell. Gene Ontology annotation, molecular function: signaling receptor activity; retinol transmembrane transporter activity. Bases 133 to 1989 code for a protein of 618 amino acids. Gene Ontology annotation, cellular component: plasma membrane. The record is from RefSeq and is a predicted model, not a curated record. The transcript is spliced from 18 exons. NCBI's taxonomy places the organism in Eukaryota, Metazoa, Chordata, Mammalia, Rodentia, Muridae.
CUAAGCCAGGAGCGUGGGGCAAGGGGAGACGCGGGAGUCAGGGGGUCUCCAUGUGAGGGGAGGGAUUCUCUCUCUCAGAAUCAGCUGCUGUGUCAUGGGGAGGGGCUGCUGUUAAGGAAGAAGAGCUGGAGCAUGGAGUCCCAGGCAUCUGAGAAUGGAAGCCAGACCUCCUCCGGGGUGACAGAUGACUACAGCAGCUGGUACAUCGAGGAACCUCUAGGAGCUGAGGAGGUGCAGCCAGAGGGGGUGACUCCCCCUUGCCAGCCCACUGCACCCCCUGCCCUGCUCCAUGCCUGCCUGGCUUCACUGUCGCUCCUGGUCCUGCUGCUGCUGACCUUGCUGGUGAGACGUCGCAGGCUUGGGCCACGCUGUGGUCAUCGCAGACCUGGACUGCCCAGCCCUGUGGAUUUCUUGGCUGGGGACCUAUCCUGGACAGUGCCUGCUGCUGUCUUUGUGGUCCUCUUCAGCAACCUGUGCCUGUUGCUCCCUGAUGAGAACCCACUGCCUUUCCUGAACCUCACCGCAGCAUCCAGUCCAGAUGGAGAGAUGGAGGCAUCAAGAGGGCCCUGGAAGCUACUGGCUCUGCUCUACUAUCCGGCCCUCUACUACCCUCUGGCUGCUUGUGCUACAGCAGGGCACCAAGUUGCGUACCUACUGGGUACUGUGUUAUCUUGGGCCCACUUCGGUGUUCAGGGGCUGCAGACCAGCUACUCCGAGAAGUAUCUGAGAACUCUACUUUGCUCAAAGAAGCUGGACAGCUGCUCCCAUCCUGCCUCCAAGCGUAGCCUCUUGUCUCGGGCCUGGGCCUUCUCCCAUCAUUCCAUCUACACUCCACAGCCAGGAUUCCGCCUGCCCUUGAAGCUGGUGAUCUCGGCCACCCUGACAGGAACAGCCACUUACCAGGUGGCCCUGCUGCUGCUGGUGAGUGUGGUGCCUACUGUGCAGAAGGUGAGGGCGGGGAUCAACACGGAUGUCUCCUACCUGCUGGCUGGCUUUGGGAUCGUGCUCUCUGAAGACAGGCAGGAGGUGGUCGAGCUGGUGAAACAUCACCUAUGGACUGUGGAAGCAUGUUAUAUCUCAGCUCUGGUCUUGUCCUGCGCAUUAACCUUCCUGCUCCUGAUCCGUUCCCUGAGGACACACAGGGCCAACCUUCAAGCACUACACCGAGGGGCUGCCCUGGAUCUGGGACCCCCUCUUCAGAGUAUUCACCCCUCUCGCCAAGCCAUAGUCAGCUGGAUGAGUUUCAGUGCCUACCAGACGGCCUUCAGCUGCCUUGGGCUCCUGGUGCAGCAGGUCAUCUUCUUCUUGGGGACCACAGCCCUGGCCUUCCUGGUGUUUGUGCCUUUACUGCAUGGCAGGAAUCUCCUGCUCCUGCGAUCCCUGGAAUCCACGUGGCCCUUCUGGCUGACUCUGGCCUUAGCUGUAAUCCUGCAGAAUGUAGCAGCCAACUGGAUCUUCCUAAAGACUCACCAUGGAUACCCAGAGCUGACCAACCGGCGCAUGCUCUUCGUAGCUACUUUUCUUCUCUUCCCCGUCAACGUGCUGGUGGGAGCCGUAAUGGCCGUCUGGCGGGUGCUCCUCUCUUCUCUCUACAACACUGUUCACCUCGGCCAGCUGGACCUCAGCCUGCUGCCGCAGAGAGCAGCUUCCCUGGAUCCAGGCUACCACACAUACCGAAACUUCCUGAGGAUUGAGGCCAGCCAGUCACACCCGGGAGUCAUCGCCUUCUGUGCACUGCUCCUCCAUGCGCCGCCGAGUCCACAGCCCCGGCCCCCACUGGCCCCUCAGGACAGCCUCAGACCGGCAGAAGAAGAAGAAGGGAUGCAGUUGCUACAGACCAAGGACCUGCUGGCCAAGGGAGCAGGACCCAAAGGCAGCCAGAGCAGGGCCCGCUGGGGUCUGGCCUACACAUUGCUCCACAACCCAAGCCUGCAGGCCUUCCGGAAGGCAGCCCUUACUAGUGCCAAGGCCAAUGGCAUCCAGCCCUGAGCAUGAAGAAAA